This is a messenger RNA of Zea mays, 9983 nucleotides long. RefSeq lists its product as uncharacterized. The transcript has a single exon. The coding region runs from base 9095 to 9703 and encodes 202 amino acids. The record is from RefSeq and is a predicted model, not a curated record. Lineage: Eukaryota; Viridiplantae; Streptophyta; Magnoliopsida; Poales; Poaceae.
CCAUCCUGGUGAGGGGGGCACUCUCCUCCUCCGGGAUCGCGCUUCCCCUCGCGGCGGUCUCGGGUCGGUCCCCAGCGCGGCGGAUCCGGAGCUUGGCACCCCGACGUACCAUGUUCCUCUGGAUCCGGUAAGUUCGCGGAGCAACUUCCAAGCUUCUCACUCGCUUUGCAGUGAGGAUCCCUACAAGUGCGUCCAAGAUCUUCCCCUCUGCGACAUUGGUGAUCCAUCUCCUCAACCGGACCUGUAAUGGUCGGUCACGGAAGGCGGUGGCCCCGAUUCAACACCCAGGACGGUUCCAUUGUCAAGAUCCGGUACAGAAAAGUGCUCGGCGCAGACGUCACUUGAAGAUCCUCUCUGUCCGACUUUGAUGCCGCGUAUCCUGGCGUCUGACAAGCUCGAGAGGGAUGCAGUCUACUCGUCGGGCUACCACUUCUCCUGCUUUGCGGAUGGGGCUUUGAAUUCGGGUAGUGUUCUAUCCCCUCGGCAUGCUGGAGGGCUCUCUGCUGCGCCGUGCUUGAGUGGACAACCAUCCCCUGCCGCUCCCGAUGUCAAUGAAGAUGGCUGGUCAGUUGUCCGACCACGGUUCUAGUGGCGCAAGAUCUUAAAGUAUCCUGAGAGAGCUCCACAAAAUCAUCAAUUGGACGUGAAGGGCACCAGUCUUUUCAAAUUGAAGCUCAAGGGUAAAUGCUACAACUGCCUCUCACCAGAACAUCUUGCUUUCCAGUGCUCGGUCCCUACAUGCUGUUGGCGGUGCUUGCAAUCCGGGCACCGGGCGUGGACUUGCAGCAAAAAAGGUUGCCAGGGAACAUUCAAAGCUGCUCGCUGCAUUCCUCAACCAGCCGAACAGUCAUCAAGGAGCUCCACCUACCAGAAGUUGUUGCCAACGUCCGACUGCCUCCAUAAGUACCAGGACCAUCCACAGGAGUUUUCACUUGGUCAGCCGCCUCUAUUACACAAGAAGUCCUACCUUCAGGCUGUUCGGGAAGGUCACGAUAUGGAGGCUCGCUACCCUGGUGAUCCUCAGGGAAGGCCGACUCACGUCUUCUGUGCGGUCUCGGCGACCGGCUCCUUUCGUCGCCGGAGGGACGAGUUGAUCGACAAGGCUGUGGUUUGCUCCUUUGAUGGCAACAACCAUGAAGUAGAUACUCUAUCCGCAGGAGAUAUGCUGAGGGAGAAGUUCAAUCUACAUCACGGUCAGUAUCAACUAGUCAAGCACUUUCCGGAGCAAUUCUUUAUUAUCUUCUCGGACCCAAGGUCGAAGCAGUGGGCGUUGGAUAGGAGAUCAGUCUCGUUUCGUGGCCGAAUUUUCCACUUUGGUGAUUGGUCGGAGGACAACUAUGCUAGGAAGACAAACUUUGAAUUUAGAGUUAAAGUCCAUGUCGAAGGGAUCCCGGUGCACUGUUGGGGGGAAGAUGUGGCUUCAAAGGCUUUGGGCAAGAGCUGCGCAAUCCACUAUGUGCAAGAGCGCACAAGGCGUAGGGAGCGUACUCGGUCUUUUGAUCUCUGGGCCUAGUGCUCUGACCCUUGUGACAUUCCUAAAGAGGUCAUGCUAACGGUUUUAGAGCCAGACAGAGAACUUCCACCAGUCAGCACGCCCUUAACUCUUGUUGGUGCCCAACACGAUGCUCCUGCUGAUCUGAAAGCUGGACAUGUCUACACUCUCCGCAACCACAUUGAGGUGGUGGAGGAUCUCUCAUUCCUCCGUGGGAGGGGAUCCAGGGGGACCGCCUAAUCGUAAGCAGCGUAGGGAGUUUGUGUGGAGCUAUGGCGCCCCGGACACAGUGGGCGAAAAAAGAGAACGUGCUGAAGCUUUCAGAGGAAGAGAGAUGGUGCGCCGUGACUGGGGUCAUGAUGAUGAUAAUGGGGAUUUCCACCGCGACAGACGCAGCGGCAACCGUCGACGUCGUAGCCUCUCUGGUUGGGCGCGUUCGUCGCGAUGCAGGGGGGAAUGGAUGACUGCUACAGCUCCAACGACAGGAAUGGGCACUCAACGCCCUUUCGUCGCCAUGGUCUGGGGAUGAUGUCGUCCUCGCGCUGGGUGCCCAAGGGGAAGGUCAGUUCUGUCUCUUUUGCAGACCCCGUUGUUACCGCUGUUUGGCCGCAGGUGGAGUGCCAUGGGUCAUCUGAAAAUGUUGGAGACAGACCCGGUUCGAUGGCCGCUGACAUCCAGGCUUCGUUGCACGGCCCUACUGCCACCACGCACAAGGUAAACAAUACAGUUGAUCUUGCUAAUGUUUUCACCACAAUCCACAAAAAGCUUAGACAGUGUGCCUGUUUGUUCCCCCGGCGUUGGCAUGAUCAAUCUGAGUACAACUUUACCGAACACUGCCCCAGCUGCCCAUCCGACUGAGUGUCCACCUCCCAUUUGCUUAGACAGUGUCCUGGAGAGUGGCCCUAGCGUUGAACCGAACUCUGCUUGGCUGACCAAUAGCUUAUCUGGCCAACAGACUAUGCUUUCAGAGUCACAACUUGUGAGUGAUGAUCGAGCCAUAGACUUCAUCAUGCCUGCUGCCGAUCUGGGCGGUCUGAUAGGUGUCUCAGCCACCCACGAUCCGACCGUAAUUGACAAUCAGGAAGUCAUGAGUGCUUCACCUUCCCCCGGAUCAGAGUACCAUCCGACAGACAGCACCAAACCGAUAGACUUCAUAGCGAUAAUAACCAAGCCGCCAGAGCCACCUUUGAUCCCUUCCCCACCGCAAUCACACCCGUUAAAACCUCAGAAGCAAUCUAUCACUAGAAGAUCAAGUGUUAGGCUGGCUGCAAAGAAAUGCAUUAAGACCGGGCGUAACCGGGAUGCAAUAUCCAAGGCCCAGGAAAUCAUACUUGCCAAACUUAACAAUUCGACAGCUAAAAAAGUUGACUGCUCUAGUUCUUCAAACUGUACUAACUUUGAUGAGUCAUUUGAGCAUAUGGCAAGUCUUCUCACAAAGCCGCUCUCCAAGAAGCAAAUGGAUGCAAUCAUGGAGCUGUUAAAUCAAGACAAGGUGAAGACAGCGAAGAAUAAAAAGAAGGGGAGAAAGGUGAUGCUGGCCUUCAAAACAGUCGAGGUGGGGGAGCACUGAGCUGCUCUGUCUGGACCGGUUGGUGGUGUCUUUGAUGAUCAAUGUGUUCUCAGAUGGUCAGACUCUCUCGGAGCGGAUCCAUUCCCUCCUCUCUCGGUUGUAUCUCUGCUGGCGUUCACAACAUGCCUUUGUAUCUCUAUACUUUCAGGUUGUCGUUUGGGGCCGGACUGUGUGUUAGUUUGUUACAGCAGGCUCCCCUGCUGAUCUACGUGUGGUGGCAGCAUAAUGUCUCAAGUGGAGUGGUUGUUUUUACCUUAUGAAUCCAAAGUGUGCUAUUUUUUCUUGGAAUGUUCGAGGGCUAAAUGACCACGCGAAGAGAGAAAGCGUUAGGCAUACAAUUCUGUCCACCGGAGCUUCCAUUGUUUGCCUUCAGGAGACAAAGAUUUCGAAUUGGACAAAUGUUUUAUUAAAGGAAACUGUAGGCGCCAAGCUUGCUAAUCAAUCUUUUCACUUGCCUUCUCUGGGCGCCUCGGGCGGCAUCCUUAUCGCCGCUGAUUCAGAUUUCUUUGACAUGGCUCUCUUACCAUGUUCAGCAGCAUAUUCUCUAUCAGUCAGGAUCAGCUCUAGAUCAGAAGCGGAGGUUUGGGACCUCACGGGGGUUUACGGGCCCCAGCUGGACAAUGAAAAAAAUGAUUUUCCUUUCUGAACUCCGUAACAUCCAAACCGUGGUCAAACCAGAAUGGGUAUUACUAGGUGACUUCAACAUGAUCAGGAGAGCAAGGGAAAAACAAAGGGUCAAUCAACAGAAGAGUUAUGAGACAAUUUAAUAACACAAUUGAUGACCUGCACCUCUUAGAGCUAGAGCUCACCGAUAGAGCAUUCACCUGGUCAAAUGAACAACUUAACCCUACCAUGACUAAGAUUGACAGAUUCUUUGCGACAACAGAGUGGCAUGACCUAUUCCCCUCGGCUGACCUACACUCCAUGUGCACCAUGACGUCGGACCACUGCCCUCUUCUAAUGCAAAGCCACUCUUUGGGUUCCUUAUACCAUGGGUUCAGAUUCGAAUCUUUUUGGCCUCAGAUUGAGGGGUUCAACGAGGUUGUCAAUCAAGCAUGGAACUCUACAGUAAAUACUGAUGAUGCCAUCCUUUGGCUUCAUAUAAGGAUGUCUCACACAGCCAAGGCUCUUUUGGUCUGGAGGCGCAACACUGUUGGCAACUUCAAAGUGCAGAUGGCCAUCAUUCAGAUCAUCCUCACUCUCCUGGAAAAAGCGCAAGAGAUUAGACAACUAUCCUUUGAAGAAUUGGAUUUCAGGAGGACUCUUAAAACCAAGAUUCUUGAUAUGGCCUCCGCGCAGAGGGCACGCGCAAGACAACACUCCAGGCUCACAUGGAUGCGGUUGGGAGAUGCUAACACUAAGUUCUUUCACCUGGCAGCCAAUAACAGAAGACGGAAAAAUUUAAUCAGAUCGUUAAUGAGAGAUGGCACACUGCUGACGAGUCAGGAAGACAAAUGAACGAGGUACAGCAUCACUUUAGCCAGGUGCUAGGCACGACAGGUAGGAGGAGCAGUGUUGUCCGAUGGGACCAUCUGGGGUACAUCCCUUUUGAGUUAUCUGAGCUGGACAACUUGAUUGAUGACAGUGAAAUCAAGAAUGUUGUGAUGGGGCUUCAAUCUGAAAAGGCCCUAGGCCGGACGGGUUCAUUGGGCUGUUCUACAAAAGCUGCUUCGAGCUGAUCAAAAAUGACCUCUCCAUGGCAAUAAAUGACUUUUUCCUUCAUAGAUCCAAAAGCCUGCAUCUGGUCAAUGAAGCAAACAUCAUCCUCAUACCGAAGGGGGAAAACGCGGACAGAAUUGAUAGAUUUAGGCCGAUAAGCCUGAUCAAUAGCUUCAUGAAAAUUAUAACAAAAAUCAUGACAAAUAGGCUGGCUCCAAGAAUGAACGAAAUUAUCUCCAAUGCUCAGAACGACUUCAUCUAGAACCGGUCAAUUCACGACAAUUUUCUAUAUGUGCAAAGGGUGAUUAUGAAUUUGCAUAGAAAGGGUAAUCCAGCUCUCUUCGUCAAGCUGGACAUCUCUAAAGCCUUCGACACCCUAAAUUGGGCAUAUCUUCUAGAUGUGUUAAGGGCCUGUGGGUUCUCCCUAAAAUGGCGCAAUUGGGUAGCGGAUAUUCUGAGAUCAUCAUCCUCAAGAAUAAUUAUCAACGGACAGCGUUCAAACGCGAUCAAACACAGGCGUGGGGUGCAACAAGGAGACCCGCUAUCCCCCUUCCUUUUCAUUUUAGCAAUGGACCCAUUACAUCGAAUGAUUGAGAAAGCUGCUGACAAGGGACUGCUUGGACAGGUUCUGCCUAGAGGGGCUAAGCUUCGAUGCUCCCUCUACGCGGAUGAUGCGGGAGUGUUCAUUAAAGCUGACAAAUCGGACUUGGAGGUGCUGAAAGAGAUUCUCAAUGCGUUCGAGGGAUGUUCAGGGCUAAAGAUCAACUAUGACAAAACAGAAAUUUUCCCAAUUCGGUACCCAACAUCAUCAUGGCCGGCACUUAAGGAGGUGUUUCUAGGCAAAUACUCUAACCUUCCCGAGAAGUACCUUGGGCUGCCCCUUCACUACAAGAAUGUGAAGAGGAUCGAUCUUCAACCUCUUAUUGAAAAAAUUAACAACAGGUUGGCUGGCUAGAAAGGAAAGCUGUUGUCCAAAGCUGGAAGAGAAACACUUGUAAAAGCGGUGCUAUCCGCACAGCCAAUCUACCAUCUAACGGUCUUUCCACCUCAAAAAUGGCUGCUGCAAACAAUUGACAAAAUAAGAAGAAACUUCCUUUGGAGAGGUAGCAACCCACAAGCUUGCAGCGGGGGACACUGCCUCGUCAAUUGGCCCACUACAUGCCUUCCAAAGAACAAGGGGGGUCUUGGAAUCCUAGACCUUGAUCGUUUCGCGAGGGGGUUAAGACUAAGAUGGUUGUGGCUACGAUGGAAGAGCAAAGACAGGGCGUGGACUGCCAUGGGACUUCCGUGUGACAAAACUGAUGAAGACCUCUUCAAUGCCUCCACAACUGUUAUGGUAGGCAAUGGAAAGAGAGCUGAAUUAUGGAAUUCUAGUUGGAUCCAAGGCCAAGCCCCUAGGAAUAUUGCGCCCUCUCUGUUCAAGAAGGCAAAGAGGAAGAACAUCACGGUCGCCAAAGCGCUCGCUAACAACAAUUGGAUUCGAUUAUGCUCCCCAUUCACAGGUGAGGGGGAGUUUAGUGAGUUCGCCUCCCUUUGGCAGGCCAUUGGUAGCAUGCAAGAGCUCAACGGGUUAGAGGACAACAUUUCUUGGAGAUGGACGACAGAUGGGCAGUACAGUGCUAGCAGUGCAUACAAAAUACAGUUCGCAUCCAAUUUCAGCAGAAUGAAUCUCUGCCCCAUUUGGAAGGCUAAAGUGGAACCGAAGUGUCGUUUUUUUGCUUGGACGCUACUUCAUAAGUGUCGGCGUUUCGACCCCGGGGGGUCCCUGGACCGAUGAGUAAAUUGUCGCCGCGUGUCCCAGCCCAGAUGGGUCGGCGCGAGACGGAGCACGAAGGGGGGUAGGAGAGAGGGAGAAAAGGGGAAACCCGCGACCUCUGUGUUGUCCUGCGCCUAGGUCGGGUGCGCUUGCAGUAGGGGGUUACAAGCGUCCGCGUGGAGGGGGGAGAGCGAGGGACCCUACGCGCCGUCCCGUCCUCCUGCGCGGCCAACCUUCUCAUAAGAGAGCCCUGGACCUUCCUUUUAUAGGCGUAAGGAGAGGGUCCAGGUGUACAAUAGGAGGUGUAGCAGUGCGCCAUCGUGUCUAGCAGAGAGGAGCUAGUGCCCUAAGUACAUGCCGUCGUGGCAGCCAGAGAGGUUUUAGCACCCUGUUCAUGUGAUGUCGUGGCCGUCGGAGGAGCGUUGGAGCCUUGCGGAAGGAUAGCUGUCGGGGCUGUCGAGUCCUUGCUGACGUCUCUUUGCUUCCGUAGGGGGCUGAGAGCCGUCGUCGUCAUGGAGCACGCGGGGCGCCAUCAUUAUCUGUUUACCGAGGCGAGCCAGAUGGGACGCCGGUCCUGUUACCCGUAGCCUGAGCUAGCUAGGGAUAGGGUAAUGAUGGCCCCUCCUGUGACGUGGUCGGUCCGAGCCCUGGGUCGGUCGAGGCGGAGGCUCCUCCGAGGUCGGGGUCGAGUCGGUCUUCUGAGGUCGAGGUCGUGUCCGAGCCCCGAGUCGGGCGAGGCGGAGACUGUCGUCCGAGGUCAAGGCUGAGCCCUGGGGUCGGGCGAGGCGGAGUUCGUCGUCUUCCGGGGCCGAGCCCGAGUCUGAGCCCUGGGGUCGGGCGAGGCGGAGUUCGUCGUCUUCCGGGGCCGAGCCCGAGUCUGAGCCCUGGGGUCGGGCGAGGCGGAGUUCGUCGUCUUCCGGGGCCGAGCCCGAGUCCGAGCCUUGGGGUCGGGCGAGGCGGAGUUUCCUAUGGCGCCCGAGGCCGGACUUGGCUGCUGUCAGCCUCACUCUGUCGAGUGGCACAGCAGUCGGAGCGACGCAGGCGGUGCUGUCUUCUUGUCAGGCCGGUCAGUGGAGCGGCGAAGUGACUGCGGCCACUUUCGGCUCUGUCGACUGAAGGGCGCGUGACAGGAUAAGGUGUCAGGCCAUCCUUGCAUUAAAUGCUCCUGCGAUUCGGUCGGUCGGUGUGGCGAUCUGGCCAAGGUUGCUUCUUGGCGAAGACUGGGCCUCGGGCGAGCUGAAGGUGUGUCCGUCGCUUGAGGGGGUCCUCGGGCGAGACGUGAAUCUUCCGGGGUCGGCUGCCCUUGCCCGAGGCUGGGCUCGGGCGAGGCGAGGUCGUGUCCCUUGAGUGGACCGAGCCUUGGCUUAAUCGCACCCAUCAGGCCUUUGCAGCUUUGUGCUGAUGGGAGUUACCAGCUGAGAUUAUGAGUCUUGGGGAUACCCCUAAUUAUGGUCCCCGACAAUAAGAGAAUACUGACUGCUGAUAACCUUCAAAAAAGAGGUUGGCCUUGUAACCCAAUAUGCUGUCUCUGCAACUCAGCCCCAGAAACAAUUAUGCACUUAUGCAAGGAUUGCCCCUUUAGUAGUGAGGUGUGGAACAAAGUUUUGUCUCGGGCCAACCUUCCUUUCCUGACUGGGCUUCCCAGGGGCACUUCCUUGUAUGAUUGGUGGACGGACCUGCGCAGUCUUUGUAGCAGACAGGUAAGAAGAGACUUCGACGGUCUACUGAUUCAUUUCUGGUGGAAUUUAUGGCUGGAAAGAAAUUCCAGAAUCUUUCAAGGCCAGCAUAGGGGUGUAGAUCAAGUUGUUCUGGUCAUCAUGGGCAAUGCUAGUAGCUGAGGCCUUGUUAGGUUUUAUCUAGUGGCUUUUUUGUUUGUUCCCUGUUUUUUCCUUUUUGAUUUCUUUCUAGUUCUUUUGAUUUUGUUUCGCUUCUUCUUCCUUUCAAUUACUUCGAGUCUGUUGUACCCCUUUGUUUCCUUUCUCAUCUAAUAUAGAAUGGAGCGGCAAGCCUUUUGCCCCUUCCUUUCAAAAAAAAAAAGAGAGUGGCUUCCCCGCCGAGCAAACAAGCGCUCAGUUUGACGUCCCUGGCCAUAUGAAUGUCUUACACGCGAACACAUGCAUGCUUGUAUUAUAACACAGCACCAUGUGUGCAUGCAGAGGCUGCCACUUUUCAGAACGUGUUGGUAGCUGGCCCACAGGCCCAGCCCAGCCUUUCUGAUCGAGAGACAUUCUAGACGGCGGCGUGCACGCAUGUUACUAUGUUAGUUCUUGUAGUUGUAGCUAGCGUAGCGUAGUUGACACGUACCAGUACCAGCAAGCCGUUCUUGCUCUGACUGGCAAUGUCAGAGUCGCAGGCAAGCAAGCACACGACGACGACGGUCACUCAACAGAACCAUGCGCUAAUGCAUGGUGUGGCUACUGGUGGCUAGCCUAUAUAAGUAAUUAACGACGCUCGCAGAAGCCGAGCAACUUGUCCACGGCGGCCAUCCGUCAUUCCACAGCUUUGCUCUCUCUCUCUCUCUCUCUCUCUCUCUCUCUCUCUCUCUCUCUCUCUCUCUCUCUCUCUCUCUCUCUCUCUCUCUCUCUCUCUCUCUCUCUCUCUCUCUCUCUCUCUAUCCAUGGCUGAAUCGGCGCCUCGACUCCUCGUCCUCGUCUCUCUCGUGGCGGCGCUCGCCAUGGCCACUGGGCCAGCGGCAGCAGCGCACGCAGGGGGCCGCAGCCGCCUCAUCCACCUGCACUUGUACAUGCACGACAUCACGGGCGGCCCGGGGCAGACGGCGGUGCAGGUCGUCAAGGGCCCAGGGCCGGCGCACCCGGCGAUGCCCGGCUACCACUUCGGCGACACCACGGUGAUCGACGACGCGCUGACGGACGGGCCCAGCGCGUCGUCGUCGCGGCUCGUCGGGCGCGCCCAGGGCACCUACAUGCUGGCGUCGCUCACGGAGCCCGUGCUGGCGGUGUCCAUGACCGUGGCGCUCACGGCCGGGGCCUACAACGGCAGCGCCGUCGUCAUCGUGGGCCGCGACGACGUCUCGGCGGGCGUCAGGGAGCUCGCGGUGGUCGGCGGCACCGGCGCGUUCCGGAGAGCUACGGGCCACGUGCUGUGGCGGACGGCCAGGAUGGAGUCCCGGGACCACAUGGUGCUGGAGCUCGACGUCUACGCCACCGUGCCGGCCGCUAGUCCGGCUCCGCCUCCGCGCGCCGGAGUGGCGCGUCAGGUGGCCUGAGUGCCUGACCUCAACCGUACCUCGACGUGAUGUCACCGGACUUGGUUUUGAUUUUACCAUGCACGCUGCUCGCCUGCCGCUGUGUGUAUGGUCAAUCGUAUAAAAUUGCUUCAGCUCCGCGCCUCCGCACAUACGUUGGAAAAUUGAACAGUAGUGAUUACUAUACUGCUGCAGUGCUGCUGGUGCUACCGCUACCGUCGGUCAUAAACUCAUAAUAAGUUUGAAUUCUUUACGUUCAAAUCAACGAACCUAUGAUGGAUGUGAGUUUGUCCUAGCUCAA